Messenger RNA from Mytilus californianus (California mussel), 8774 nucleotides. RefSeq lists its product as uncharacterized. The transcript is spliced from 49 exons. The coding region runs from base 49 to 7821 and encodes 2590 amino acids. Gene Ontology annotation, biological process: axon guidance. The record is from RefSeq and is a predicted model, not a curated record. NCBI's taxonomy places the organism in Eukaryota, Metazoa, Mollusca, Bivalvia, Mytilida, Mytilidae. Gene Ontology annotation, molecular function: calcium ion binding.
UCCUCAUCUGUUAAUACAACUAGUGAUGAGACAGUGAUCAAGUUUACUAUGGCCAUAGGACCAGCAGGUUUCACAACAGAUCAGUAUAAGAUGUGUGCAAACCUUACUGAGGUUCACUUGAUUAAUUCUUCUAUCAGUACCAUUAGGGAUUUGUCAGAAUGUUCAAAUAUCAGUGCUGAUUGGAAUUCACUAAGUUUCACUCAAAUAUCUAUUUGUAAUGGCAGUAGAAAGUAUGCUGAUAUUGACGGGAAGAACUUUUGCAUGGCCUGUCCAGAGGGAACCUAUAUAACAGACCAAGACACUUGUGAUUUGUGUCCUGUGGGAACCUAUAAUAGUUUGACUGAAGUUUCUACAUGUAUUAGCUGUCCUAAUGGUACUACUUCAUACACUAAAGGAAAUGUUUUUCCUGGAUCUUGUACAGUUUUAUCCUGUAGUUCUGGACACUAUUCCUCCAGUGGAUUUCCACCAUGUAUACCAUGUCCAUUAGACACAUAUUUUGUUGACAGUCAAACUUGUGAAAAAUGUCCAAUUAACACAGAAACAGAGAUACGUGGUGCUGUUAACCAAACACAGUGUAAAAGUAAAUGUCCAGCUGGACAGUACAAUAUCUUUGGUAAUGAACCAAAUUGUCGCCCUUGUCCAUUACAUUACUACCAACCAUCAGAGGGCGCUAUUGGUUGUCUGGAGUGUGCUAAUGAUAAGAUAACUCUAAGCAAUGGUACAGACAAUUCCUCUGAUUGUCUUGAUGCAGCACCAAUACUUUGUAAACCAGAUGUAUGUCAAAGAGGAAAUUGUUCAAUCAGAAAUCAUGACUUCUAUUGCCAGUGUCCAGAAGGAUACUAUGGGAGACGCUGUGAAAUGGAAGUAAAUCACUGUUUGUCAGAACCAUGUUACAAUAAUGGUACAUGUACAAGUACACCUAACAAUUAUACAUGUGAUUGUCUUAAUGGAACAGAUGGAGCAAGAUGUGAAACCGAUGUAAAUUCUGAAUGUACAAAUAGUACAUGUAAAAAUGGGGGAGUGUGUAUAAAUAAGAUAAACUCUUUUAGCUGUAUAUGUCCUGUUAAAUACAAAGGACCUAACUGUGAAAUGCAGACAGACAUAUGCAAUGUUAAACCAUGCCUCAAUAAGGCUAAGUGUGAAAACUACAACAAUGUUCGGAGGAAAUGUAUCUGUCAGCCUGGUUUUACUGGGGUUGAUUGUGAAACUGAUAUCAAGGAGUGUGAUUCUAAUCCAUGUUAUAAUGAUGCAACAUGUCAAGACAAAGAAAAUGGAUAUUUCUGUCAAUGUAAAAAUGGUUAUUCUGGUACCCGAUGUGAGGUUCGUACCAGUCCAUGUGUCAACUGUAACGGUGGAACUUGUGUAGAUGAUUAUAGAUUAGACUCCUACAGAUGUAUCUGUAAUGAAGGCCUGUCUUAUGGAGAAUUUUGUGACUUCAAACUACAUGUCAAUACUCUUCCAUCAAUGCCUCUAAGGGAGGCUUCCACUAAUGAAAAUUACACAGCCAGUGAAUGCAGAUCUACUUGUGACAAAGCUUUAAGUAGUUGUCAGGGCUUUGUUUACCAACCAACUGAUAAAAUGUGCUACAUAUUGAACAGUUCUUUGAUCGGUAUAGAGAUGUCUACAAACUCAAGCUAUGACUUUUAUGUUCAUCGUUGUAUCAGACCUGUAGAUGAUUUCUACACUCCAUGGUUUAAUAUUGACAGUCCAAAUACAGGCAAGGGUGAUAAUGAGAGAAUAAAAAGACUUAGAAGAAAGUAUGGUAUGGAUAUAUGUGGAGGAACCAAGCCAGUUGGAGCAGAGUGUCGUGUGUUUAAUAAGACACUGACAUAUCACUAUGAGACAGGAGAUACGUUUUCAUUGCCUUGUGGUACUAAGGGUUUGAAAUGUGAUAGUGGUCCAAAGAAUCCAUGUGAGGAUUAUGAAGUACGGUACAGAUGUAGUGCCAAUAAAGUUUUCAAGGGGAGAACAUGUACAGACCUAUUAUUCUGUGAUUAUAAUGAUAGUCCAUGUCAGAAUGGAGCUACAUGCUUCAAUGAAGUUGGUGGAUUCCGCUGUAAUUGUAAACCUGGUUAUACUGGUUCCCUGUGUCAACAUAACAUUGAUGACUGUCCAUCUGUUAACCCUUGUCUGAAUGGAGGAAAAUGCAAAGAUAUUCUGAAUGGCCAUGAAUGUGACUGUCCAAAGGGAUACACAGGAAGCAUCUGUCAGAACAAUAAACCUGACUGUUACUCUGGUGCCUGCUCUAAUAGAGGAACCUGUAUUGAUGGUGUGAACACAUAUUCCUGCCAAUGCUUUGAUGGGUUUACAGGAAGCAAUUGUUCAACAAACAUAGACGAUUGUGCCAUAAAUCCCUGUUUGCAUGGUGGCAAAUGUCAGGAUGGACAGAAUGAUUUUCUUUGCACUUGCCCAACAGGGUGGACAGGCAAGAGAUGUGAAAAUAUUAUCAACCUCUGUGAGAUGAAAAGUCCAUGUCCUUCAUCAGCUAAUUGUACAUAUCUUUUCAAUGAUUAUUAUUGUAGAUGCCCAGAGAAAACAUAUGGGAAUUACUGUGAGAAUUCCUUAGAUACCUGUCGUGAUGUUAAUCCAUGUAUAAAUGAAGGGAAGUGUGACAAUGCUGCUUUGCCGAACUGUGAUUAUUACACAGGAAAAGGUUGUCACACAUUGAUCAAUCACUGUGUUGAGAAAGACAAAUGUAAAAAUGGAGGCACAUGUCAAACAUUAGCUGAUGGAGUUGGUUUCAAAUGUAUUUGUAAAUCAGGGUUUACUGGAGUUAACUGUGAGACCAAUAUUGAUGACUGUGUAGCUGUAAAGUGUCCUAUAACUUCUGUAUGUAGAGACAUGGUUAAUGAUUAUUACUGUAGAUGUAACCUUGGUUUAACUGGUGAAUACUGUGCAAGAGAAUUAGACACAAACUAUGAUUUGUUGUUCUAUUUACCUGCCCAUAAUGGCUAUGCUGCCUUGCCUUACCCCAUAAAGCUGACUGGUAGUGGUAUAACAAUCAGUAUGUGGGUUAAAUUCCAAGUCAGUGGUAACAAACAGAUAUAUUUUACCUUGUAUAGUGUUAGUGCUAUGAAUAGUAUUGAGAAUCCAGAGGCAAUGAUAGUGUUUCAUAAUAUGGGUGUAGAUGUUACUGACCAAAGUGGAAAGAAAACAAUCACACAGAACUACUUUACAAUUGAUAAUGGGGAAUGGCACAAUGUUGUUUUUACUUGGGAUGAAAAAUCUGGUGGAAAUUAUAUCAUUAACAGUAUAAGUCAAGGAACAAAUACUGCAAUCAUUUUUAAAAACAACUUUAAUCAUAAUAUUUGGAUAGUUAUUGGUGACAACUUAGGACCAAACACAAAACAGUCAACUAAUGAAGGCUUUAAAGGGUACAUCAGUCAGUUAAAUAUUUACAACAGAGCUUUAGACUUUGAAUCAGAAAUUGCUGUAAUUCAUUCCAAACCUCAAGUGGUUUUUAUAGGAGCCAUACUUAGAUGGGAUGAAUUUGUCUUGCACAAAGGUGUACGACCUGUUUACCCAUCACAUGCGUCAAGAGAAGGUUGUGUUUUGGGCAAAAGUUGUAUCAAAAAAGGCAUAAACAAAACACCGCCAUCAAUUGUUAACUGUCCAUCAGAUUUGCAUAUCUACAGCAAAGAAAGAUUUAUAACAGUUUCCUGGAAAGAGCCUACUAUUAAAGGAGCUAGCACUGUAAACAGAAGGUAUAGGUCUGGAGAUACCUUCCUAUGGGGUAAAUACCAGAUGAUCUAUGAAGCCAUUGAUGAUGAUUCUAACUCACAAUUCUGUAAUUUUAACAUUUAUGUUCAGUCUGAUGUUUGUAAUAAGUUACCUGACCCUUGGGGAGGUGAACAGAUGUGUGAAAAAAAAGGAUCAUAUCAAGGGUGUACAAUCAGAUGUAAAAAUACUAAAACAGAAAGAAUCUCACAUUAUCAUCCCAUACUGUAUACAUGUGGACCAUCAGGAAGUUGGAAUCCAGCAAUGCCAUCUCAUCCAUUGCUUUACCCACCAUGUGGACCAAUAAAUGGAUUUCCCAAAAAGAGGCUUAAUAUAGUUUUAUCCUAUCCUAACAUAACAACAGCAAACUGUCCUGGUGUAAAAGAAGCUCUGGAAGUAGAGGUCAAGAAGUCCGUUAAAAAGAUUAAUGCCUACUGGGACUCGAAACUAUGUACUAAAGCAGAUUGUUCUAAUACAACUGUGGUUGUUGAUUGUGGAACUCUUGCUGAUAGACGCAAAAGAGCUGUCAGUAUAACCAACGUUCAGAUUACUAUACCUAAGUCUCUGAAAAAUUUGAAAGAUUUAACCAUUAAUCAGGAAGUUCUGUCAGCUGAGGACGUAAUUAGACGGGAAGUUUUAGAUUCUAAAAAUUUUGAUUUUUCUAGUCCAAUACCAGGUGGAGAGUUAGAUCCUAGCGGCUUUAAAUUGACUUCUACUGAAGUAUGUGGUGAUAAUGAAACCGUCAUUGAUGGAUAUUGUGUUAAGUGUGGACCAGGAACCUACAUAAAUUCUACUACAAAGAUCUGUGAGAGUUGUCCUAUAGGUACGUACACCACCAGGGAUGGACAAACGAAGUGUCAGAAGUGUGCAGCUGGGACAACUACAGAGACAGAAGGAUUAAACAACCCUAAAUUUUGUUACCCUUUAUGUCCAGUUGGUCAGAAAUAUAAUAAAGGGGAUUCCAAGUGUGAAGAUUGUGGUCUAGGAUACUACCAAGAGAAGGCAGGACAGUUCUACUGUGAAUGGUGUGGGUUAGGAAAGACCACUAGAGAAACAAAUACAACAUCAGCCAGUUUUUGUUAUGAUGUAUGUCUAGCUGGGAAACAGUUAGCUGCUAAUGGUGGCUGUGAGGACUGUCCAGAGGGAACUUACAAAAACGUGGGAUCUAAGUGUAUCGCUUGUCCACAAGGGACCACAACCUUAAGUACAGGAGCUUCACUACAGACAGAUUGUAACAUAAAAGCUUGUGAAGCUGGAUACAAACGUGUUGGUACCAGUACAUGUGAGAAAUGUCCCAUUGGUACAUACCAGCCACAGAAAUGGCAGACGUCAUGUUUAUCAUGUGGUGGAGAUCGUUACAGAACUGACCAGGAAGCAUCUUCAUCCAAAGAUGAUUGUAAAUAUUUUUGUCUUUCCGGCUAUGAAGCUGUUGUAUCAUCUUGUGUGCCAUGCAAAGAAGGAUUCUUUAAAGACAAUACUGUCAGUAUAUAUGGAAAAUGUAAACAGUGUCCAUAUCAAAAAACAACUGUUAAUAUGGCCUCAAAAUCAUUAAAAGAUUGCUCUGUCUAUAAUUGUCCUCCUGGAUACAUGUCAGACAUAUUGGGUACCAGAUGUGUAAUAUGUCCUGUAGGAACCUAUCAACCCUUCCAUAAUGAGACUACCUGCUACCCAUGCAGUUCUUGGCUGAGUACAGUACAAACUGGAUCAACUAAUGUUCAACAGUGUUUAAAUUACUGUCCCCCUGGACAAGAACGACAUCCAGAUGGUUUCUGUUUUGACUGUGGAAUCGGCUUCUAUAAACAUAAUAAAGAUAAUUACUUCAUGCCAUGUACAGCUUGUCCUGAUGACUACACAACACUUGGGGCAAAAUCUAUAUCCAUGUCACAAUGUACUAUGAGAAAGUGUAUGCCUGGUUCAAUGAGAAAAGCUGACAACACAGGUUGUUUACCUUGUCCUAGAGGAACAUACCAGGACUUACCAUACCAGACAACAUGUAAACAAUGUCCUGAAUAUAGCUUUUCAAGAAGAGAAGGAGCUUUUAGCAUAACACAGUGUGAAAGUUACUGUGAUCUAGGUUAUGAGAAGGACAGUAACAAUCACUGCACUCCGUGUGGAAUAGGAUAUUACAAAAACAAUGAUUUUGACAAGUUUGUUAAAUGUACACCAUGUCCAGUGGACCGUAUUACCACAUCAAUUGGAGCUACAUCUAUAUCACAGUGCACACAAGGUAACUGUUCACCUGGAUAUAAGAUAGUCAGAACUGGAUGUCAAAUCUGUCCGAUAGGUACUUACCAAAGUCUCAAAUGGCAGGAUGAAUGUAUUCCUUGCCCUCUACAUAAAUCUACAGUGUCUGCUGGAUCUACAGACUACAGUGAUUGUAUUUUUAGUUGUGAUCCUGGAUAUGAAGAUACAUUUGGUGGCUGUGUCAAAUGUCAGAUAGGUUAUUAUAAAUCUGAAAAGAAAGCCAGUAGUUGUACAAAGUGUCCUAAGGGGAAAAUUACAUCAGAUUUUGCAGCCACUAGUUUUCUUGAUUGUAAUAUACCGGACUGUCCUGCAGGGUAUAAACUUGUGAGUAGAUGUACCAAUUACAACUGUGAUAGACAAUGUGAAGUUUGUGGAUACGAUUAUUACCAACCAUCCACGAGACAACACAAUUGUAUUUAUUGUGGAACUGGAUAUACUACAUUUGACCUACAAAAUGCACAGACUAAAUUACACUGUAAACUUGAUUGUGCCAGUGGGAGUGAGAUAAAUCCAUCAGACCCUCUGUCAUGUCGUACAUGUGCGAUUGGUUACUAUAGAGAUGGUUCAGAUAGAAAGAUGAGAUCAUGCCAGUUAUGUCCCUUGGAUUUCAUCACUUCUGAAUUAGGAGCCACUAAUAUAAAUAACUGUAUUGUCAGAAACUGUACACAGCCUGGCACAUACAGAAACUCUGUCAAUAAUAGAUGUACACCCUGCCCAGUGGGAACAUAUAACCACCUUAAAUGGCAAGACUCUUGUACACCAUGCCCUGAUGGGUAUACGACAGCCACCACUGGGUCGACUAAUGUCAGUAUCUGUAUCCGUGAUUGUCCAUCUGGUUAUGAUCAUGAUGGUUCAGUCUGUCGUCCUUGUCCUGUCGGAAAGUACAGAGAUAAAGACAAGAGUGGAUUAAGCUGUCGAACCUGUCCAAAUGGAUAUACUACUGCUAAGACUGGAUCUAUAUCAUCAUCCAUGUGUAACCAAUCUCCUUGCAACUUAGGAGAAUAUCUGAACACUGGAACAAAUAAAUGUGUAAAAUGUAAAUUGCAUCAUUACCAAGACAAUACCGGAGGAUUUAAUUGUAAGCUGUGUCCUAAUGGCAAAUAUACAGAACAAAUUGGAAGUGUUAGCCUAGGUGCUUGUAAGAGUUACUGUGAUGAUAAGACGAAGAAUAACUGUACUGCCACCUCAAUUUGUCAAGACAAUGUAGUUGGUGGAUUUAUCUGUGUGUGUAUCACUGAUCAUGUAAAACAAAAGGGUGUAUGUAAACAUAAGUGUGAUACUGGUUAUUGUUCACAUGGAACCUGCAACAGAAAGCCACUAUCCUGCUCAUGUCCUGAGGAAUAUAGUGGAACAACAUGUCAAACUCGUAAAUCUUCAUCAGGAUGGACUAGAACAGAGAAGAUCAUAGCUGGAUCUGUUGCUGGUGGAAUAGGACUCCUUAUUAUAAUUAUAUUUAUUGUUUGCUGUUUCACCAUGCCAUUAUGGAGAAGGAAUCGUAUGCCAUCAAUGCCAUCACCAAAUGUUCAGAAGGUUGAUGUUGAUGACAAUGCUAAUCCAUACAGUAUGCCAGUUGUUCAUCAACCACUGCUCUACCAUGAUCGUGAUGUAGAUAGAGUUAGUAUGUUCAACAUAGUUCCCGUUCAUCAACCUACCUAUUACGAUAACUACUUUAGUGGUACAGGACCUAGGGGACAACUACAUUUCAGAGAUCCCUUGCCAGAAUACAUGAAGGAAGAAAAACUACAACUACCAGAUAUACCAGUAAUCUAUCAGGAUAAUGCAACAUAUUCCACAGAUCAACCUGCAGUUUAUAUACCAAAGUCAGCACAGAGAGAUCUUAAAAAAAGAGACAAUCUUUGAAUCCCAUCCUGUGUUUCAUCCUUACAACUUUUCAUCUUUGGAAAUACAAAGUUCAUUAGUUUGUCAGCAAUGUUUUCAGAUUGAUUACCAAGUUGAUAGCAUUGCUACCAUAUUUAUUAUUUUCACAGAUAUAAUAAAUACAUCAUCAUUCAUUUUCAUGUCAGAGUGAUUCAUAUUUAUUUGUUAUUUGUGUAAUUAUGAUGAAGUGUUGAUGGGAAAUCUGUGAAAUUUUAAUGUGAUGAGGCAGUGAAUAAAAAUAUCAUAAAGUAGGGAAAAAAAUAAACAAAAAUUAAUCAUUGUCAGAACUAAGUUCAUAUUUUUCUUCCUAUACUAAAUAAUGACAAUGUAAUAAGUUAAUGACAAUGAAGUAAGUUAUGAAUCUUUAAUGAUUAGUGCUAUUUUUAUAAAAAUUGGUUGUUACUUGCAGUUGUUAAAGUUUUGCAUUUGCUUUUGUCAGAUCUGUUAGUUCCCUUUAGUAGUAUAAAUAUUUACCAUUAAUUGAUUAACAUAUUACAAAAAGUUCUAUGAUAAACAUUUAGGUAUAUCAUUUUAUGUAUAUUCUGUAGUUUUGUCAUGCAAUGUGGUAACUUGGUCCCUUUCCUUAAUUACUAAUAUCUACAUACUUACCAAGUUGGGAAAGUUGACGAAUGUAAUAUGUCUAACAUGCAGACAACAGUAUUCACACAGAAUUACCUAUAUAGAAUUAUGUUGAAAAUUUACUGGUCUUUUGUGACUCAUAUCUUUAAAAAAAAAAUCCAUAUUUUUGUAUUCUUAAAGAAAACUUCAAUUAAAGUAAUUUUUAGAGUUACAGACAUAAAAAAAUUUACUAUUAUUUUUAUGUUUAGAGAAUUGAUGUAGUUUGUUGAAUUAUUGUAGUUUGUUUUAUAGCAAACAUCUACUGCUAAUUGAAAAAAAUCUACAUACAAAUGUAUAUAGUAAACAAAAAUAUAUAU